UCGAAGCGUGUAUACAUACAAGUUUAACAAUCUAUCUAUUCUAUGAAUCUUAUCUUAUUUUAGCAGUGAUGUAUUAUUAAUAAUAAUCAAUGUAUUGCAUGCGUUGUGCGAACAUAUCUUUAAAAAUAUGGCAAAAUCAGAUGUGGUGAACAACUCCAAAAUAUUGUCAAAUUUGGAAAAAGAGCAAAAAGUAAUCGAUAGAGCACCUUUUCGACACUUAAAAAUCACCGACGCUGGGAUUUUGGAUACGAUAGAAGGCAGGAAAAUAUGUGAACGUUGUUAUAGAUCACGAAAAUUCUUCUGUUAUUCAUGUUAUUUACCAGUCAUCAGUGAAAAAUAUUUUCCAAGAAUAAAGCUACCAAUAAAGAUUGACAUCAUCAAACAUGCACGUGAGAUUGACGGAAAAAGUACUGCAAUACAUGCUGCUAUUCUUGCACCAGAAGAUGUGAGGAUAUUUACAUAUCCUGAUUUUCCAGAAAUAGAGGAAAAAGAGAAGACUGUUUUAAUUUUUCCCAGCCAAUUUGGCAUGAGCGUGGACUCACUGUUUAUGAAAGAGAUUAAAAAAGAUGAUAAAGUAAUUGUGAAACAAAUAAGGAACACGAUUCCUAUAACUAGAGCUAUUUUUAUUGAUAGUACAUGGCAUCAAACAAAAGCUAUUUACAAAGAUCAAAGGCUACGAGAUUUGCAAUGUGUAAUUUUAAAAUCUAGAAUAUCUCAAUUUUGGCGUCAUCAGAAGAAAAGUCCACGGUGGUAUUUAGCUACAAUUGAAGCAAUUCAUCAGUUUUUAGUGGAGUUGCAUACCUGUGCAUAUGGUAUAGUACCAGAAUAUGCUGACAUAAACAAUGCUGGAAAAGAAAUAAUUAAUGAAGUAAAUUCUAUGAAUGAUACUACACAGUGUCAUAUAAAUGAAUUAUCUAAAUUGGAUCAAAGGUACAAAGGUCAAUACGAUGAUCUUUUAUAUUUUUUUAAAUAUAUGUAUGAAAAGAUUCAUACUAUGUAUGAUCAUGACCAGUUAUGGGCAUAUAAGAGGCCAUUGACGUAAUUCUGUGAUAAUGAAAUAAGUAUUAAUAUAUUAUAUUAAGUAUAAUACU
This is a messenger RNA of Megachile rotundata (alfalfa leafcutting bee), 1091 nucleotides long. Its product is annotated as tRNA-uridine aminocarboxypropyltransferase 1. Lineage: Eukaryota; Metazoa; Arthropoda; Insecta; Hymenoptera; Megachilidae. Gene Ontology annotation, cellular component: nucleus. Gene Ontology annotation, biological process: tRNA modification. The record is from RefSeq and is a predicted model, not a curated record. Gene Ontology annotation, molecular function: tRNA-uridine aminocarboxypropyltransferase activity.